This is a messenger RNA of Anthonomus grandis grandis, 2006 nucleotides long. Its product is annotated as retinol dehydrogenase 11-like. The record is from RefSeq and is a predicted model, not a curated record. The transcript is spliced from 4 exons. Bases 814 to 1854 code for a protein of 346 amino acids. NCBI's taxonomy places the organism in Eukaryota, Metazoa, Arthropoda, Insecta, Coleoptera, Curculionidae.
GAUGCAACAAGUUAAUGGACUUGUGUUUAUUUAACGAAACUGACAGUAAUACGUCACAUAUCGCUCACGAUGCUUGUUUUCCGAAGGUGUAAUUCCGCCUAAUCUAAUUGAAAAACAAUUUGCCGUUGAUGUUUUGCUACUCAAACUUUGUUACCAUUACUCGCCGGCUAUUUUCGAACUGACGCCACAGGAAAUAUUGUUUGUUGUAUUAUUUUUAGUGUAUUACCUUCGGAAGUUUUAUGAAUAAUAUGGAAAAAGUCGUGUGAAACAUGAUCGCGUGGCUCUUAAUAGAUCGGGGAUAUUUAAUCACAUGGGUGGCCUAAUUUGAUAUACAAAUAAGCCAUAUGUAACGAUAAACGACUGAUGAACAUUUGGGCCUAAUUGACUUUUGUUUAUUUUAUUUCGCGCUGGUGUCCGUAUCAAAUACUUUAAAAAAAAAUCACCCAUCAGUUAUUGUUUUCCUUUUCGGUUUCAAAUAAUUUUUAUUAGGGGGCAAGUAAAAUUUAAUUUACUACAAGUACUUCUUAGAUUAGAAUUUUAUUUUAAUGUGGGCGCCACUUCGGAAAAGAAAUUUAACGGAAUAAACACUUUUUUUUUAAAUAUGCAACUAAAAGGUUAAUAACCUUUAUUACUGGCAUCCAAAGAAGGAAAAUUAUUAUCGCCUGAAGAUAUUAUUGACCGAACAACACGUACCAUUUUCAUUUCUCCUACCGACAUUCUACUUUCUUCGGAGAUAACUUUCUCUACACGCAUCGCAACAUCUUCAUUACCACUUUUGCAGUUAACGAAGAAACAAGUUAGUUUAACAUUAAAAUGGUUUAUUACGGAUACGCCUCGUAUUACCCCUAUUUUAAGUAUGCCGCUUUGGCUAUCAUUGCUGUGGCUUUGCCUAUUGUCGCUCUGGUUAUCUUGAAGCUGUUCCAGAAGCUGAGCGUCGGGAGGUGCAGGAGUAUGGUAUGUUUAAUCGGGAAGACUGCUAUUGUUACUGGAGCCUGCAGCGGUUUGGGAUUUCAAACGGCAUUAGUGCUGGCCUCGAGAGGCGCGAGGGUGAUCUUAGCCGAUAAAGUGGACCUGUCCAAAGCAAAGAAGAAGAUAAUACAAAAAACCCACAACGAGAACGUGGUGACAAAACACUUAGAUUUAGCUUCAUUAGAUUCGGUCCGGAAGUUUGCGAAAGACGUGAACGCGACGGAAGAGCGGCUGGACAUCCUCAUUAAUAACGCCGGGGUCGGCUCGGUCGGUAAUAAAUACACCGAGGACGGACUGCAUCCCACCAUGCAGAUCAAUCAUUUUGGACCGUUUUUAUUAACACACUUGCUCACAGAUUUACUAAAGAAGUCUGCACCAAGCCGCGUGAUUUUUGUCAGUUCAGCUUCGGCUUUCAUCACGAACCUUACUGUAGACAACUUGAACUAUCCUGAGAAUCAUCCCCUCUCGCUCUAUUACACCACAUUGAUCUACGGUAACUCCAAGCUCUGCAACGUCAUUGCUGCCAACGGAUUCGCCGAACGUCUAAAAGACAGCGGAGUGACUUCCAACUCUUUACAUCCGGGAAUGGUCAAUACUGACAUUUAUUUGAAGAGUGGCAGCUUUUUGGGUUUGAAAUCGUUCGCCAAGCUCUUCAGGAAUAUUGUACUGUUCAGCUAUGGAAAGACUGCAGAGGAAGGUGCUCAGACCAUUAUCCAUUUGGCAUUGUGCAAUAAACUAAAGGAGGUCACUGGUAAACAUUUCUGGGACUGCAGGCUGUUCCCAUCUCCACCCGGCACUUGGAACAAGAAGUUCGCUGACAUUAUCUGGGAGAAGAGCGAGGAGCUGGUUGGAUUGAAACCUGAGGAAAAGCUAAAGGAGGAAUAAGAGAAUUUUGUUUGUUUUGUUAAUUUUUAUAUUUAUUUUUAGUUUAUGAUGUUAUAAAUUGCUUUUGUUAGUUAAGUUGUUAUUAUUAUAUUCAUUUUUCUUAAGUUGUUUUAGUUGCACAUUAAACAAUCAGUUUAAAUGUUUUAAUUAAA